AUGGCCGACGUGGACCCCGACACCCUGCUGGAGUGGCUCCAGAUGGGUCAGGGCGACGAACGCGACAUGCAGCUCAUCGCAUUGGAGCAGCUCUGCAUGCUGCUGCUCAUGUCCGACAACGUGGACCGAUGCUUUGAGACGUGCCCCCCGCGGACCUUUCUCCCAGCGCUGUGCAAGAUCUUCCUGGACGAGAGCGCCCCAGACAAUGUCCUGGAGGUGACGGCUCGUGCCAUCACAUACUACCUGGAUGUGUCGGCCGAGUGCACGCGCAGGAUCGUGGGCGUGGACGGCGCCAUUAAAGCACUGUGCAACCGCCUGGUGGUGGUGGAGCUCAACAACAGGACCAGCAGAGAUCUGGCCGAGCAGUGUGUCAAGGUCCUGGAAUUGAUCUGCACCAGGGAGUCUGGCGCUGUGUUCGAGGCAGGCGGCCUGAACUGCGUGUUGAGCUUCAUCAGGGACAGCGGCCACCUGGUGCACAAAGACACGCUGCACUCGGCCAUGGCCGUCGUGUCGCGCCUCUGCAGCAAGAUGGAGCCCCAGGAUCCCUCGCUGGAGACCUGCGUCGAGUCUCUGUCCAGCCUCCUCAAGCACGAAGAUCACCAGGUGUCAGACGGCGCCUUGCGCUGCUUUGCCUCGCUGGCCGACCGCUUCACGCGGCGCGGCGUGGAUCCGGCACCCCUGGCCAAACACGGUCUGACAGAGGAGCUGCUGUCACGCAUGGCGGCGGCCGGUGGUGGAGCAGCAGCGGGCCCCUCAUCGGCUUGCAAACCUGGCCGCGCGUCUGCCGGCGCCACCCCCUCCGCCCCCGACUCCAAGCUCAGCAACCAAGUGUCCACCAUCGUCAGCCUGCUCUCCACCCUCUGCAGGGGUUCGCCGCUUGUAACGCACGAUCUGCUUCGCUCAGCGUUGCCCAACUCCAUGGAGUGCGCCCUGGGUGGGGACGAGCGCUGCGUGCUGGACACAAUGCGUCUGGUGGACCUGCUGCUGGUUCUGCUCUUCGAGGGCCGCAAGGCACUUCCCAAGUCCACGGCAGGCUCCUCCAGCCGCAUCCCCUGCCUGCGGCGCUUGGACAGCUCGGGAGAACGAUCCCACCGACAGCUCAUCGACUGUAUACGAAGCAAAGACACAGACGCGCUCAUAGACGCCAUCGACACUGGGGCCUUCGAAGUGAACUUCAUGGACGAUGUGGGUCAGACUCUCCUCAACUGGGCAUCUGCUUUCGGAACGCAGGAAAUGGUGGAGUUCUUAUGUGAACGCGGCGCCGAUGUCAACCGAGGGCAGAGGUCCUCUUCCCUGCACUACGCUGCCUGUUUCGGGCGGCCACAAGUUGCUAAGACACUUCUGCGUCACGGCGCCAAUCCCGACCUCAGGGACGAAGACGGAAAGACUCCCCUGGACAAGGCCAGGGAACGAGGGCACAGUGAAGUGGUGGCCAUACUGCAGUCCCCUGGUGACUGGAUGUGUCCGGUGAACAAGAGCGACGAUAAGAAGAAGAAAGACGUUAACAAAGAGGAGGACGAAGGCGGCGAACCCAAAGGAGACCCUGAAAUGGCACCCAUCUACCUGAAGAGACUUCUACCCGUUUUUGCACAAACCUUUCAGCAAACCAUGCUGCCUUCCAUCAGGAAAGCCAGUCUAGCUCUGAUCCGGAAAAUGGUCCACUACAGCAGUGAGCUGCUUCUUAAGGAGGUCUGCGACAGCGAGGUGGGCCACAACCUGCCCACAGUUCUAGUAGAAAUCAGCGCCACUGUGUUGGACCAGGAGGACGACGAUGAGGGUCACCUCCUGGCCCUGCAGAUCAUCCGAGAUCUGGUGGACAAAGGAGGAGACGUCUUCCUGGAUCAGCUGGCCCGCCUGGGCGUCACCAACAAGGUGUCCACGCUGGCUGGACCAACGUCUGAUGAUGAGAACGAGGACGAGGUUAAACCCGAGAAGGAGGAGGAAGCCCAGGAAGAUGCCCGUGAGAUCCUGCAAGGAAAACCCUACCACUGGCGGGACUGGUCCAUUAUCAGAGGACGGGAUUGCCUGUACAUCUGGUCGGACGCCGCCGCCCUAGAGCUGUCCAAUGGCUCCAACGGCUGGUUUCGCUUCAUCCUGGAUGGAAAACUGGCAACCAUGUACUCCAGUGGCAGCCCCGAGGGCGGCUCCGACAGCUCUGAAUCACGAAGCGAGUUCCUGGAGAAGCUUCAACGCGCCAGGAGUCAAGUCAAACCCGUCACGUCUAGCCAGCCCAUACUAUCCGGCUUGGGGCCCACCAAGCUGACCGUGGGCAACUGGUCCUUGACGUGCCUAAAGGACGGCGAGAUCGCUAUCCAUAACUCGGACGGUCAGCAGGCCACCAUCCUGAAGGAGGAUCUGCCGGGCUUCGUCUUCGAGUCUAACCGGGGAACCAAACACUCCUUCACCGCUGAGACUUCUUUAGGCUCUGAGUUCGUGACGGGCUGGACAGGCAAGCGGGGCCGCAAGCUCAAGUCCAAGCUGGAGAAAACCAAGCAGAAAGUGAAGAGCAUGGCCAGGGAGCUCUAUGACGACCACUUCAAAGCGGUGGAGAGCAUGCCCAGGGGCGUUGUAGUCACCCUGAGGAACAUCUCCACGCAGCUGGAAGCCUCCUGGGAGCUGCACACCAACAGACAGUACAUGGAAGGCGAGAACACGUGGAGGGACCUGAUGAAGACGGCUCUGGAAAACCUGAUCGUGGUGCUCAAAGAUGAGAACACCAUUUCCCCCUACGAGAUGUGCAGCAGCGGCCUGGUUCAGGCGCUUUUCACCGUCCUCAACAACAGUGUGGAUCUGGACCUGAAACACGAUUGUAAGCCUUUAAUGGAGAGGAUCAAUGUUUUCAAAGCGGCUUUCAGCGAGAAUGAAGACGACGAAAGCCGACCAGCUGUUGCCUUAAUCCGAAAACUGAUUGCUGUCCUGGAAUCCAUCGAACGUCUCCCUUUGCACCUUUACGACACGCCAGGUUCCUCCUACAACCUGCAGAUCCUGACGAGGAGGCUCCGCUUCCGCCUGGAACGAGCGCCGGGCGAGACGGCGCUGAUUGAUCGGACGGGCCGAAUGUUGAAGAUGGAACCACUGGCCACCGUAGAGUCUUUGGAGCAGUACUUGCUUAAGAUGGUUGCGAAGCAGUGGUAUGACUUUGAGCGCUCCUCCUUCGUCUUCGUCAGGAAGUUGAGGGAAGGUCAGACAUUCACCUUCAGACACCAACACGAUUUUGACGAGAACGGCAUCAUCUACUGGGUCGGAACCAACGCCAAGACGGCCUACGAGUGGGUUAACCCGGCCGCGUACGGCCUAGUGGUGGUGACCUCGUCGGAGGGGCGCAACCUGCCUUACGGACGCCUUGAGGACAUCCUCAGUCGAGACAGCUCCGCUCUGAACUGUCACACCAAUGACGAAAAGAACGCUUGGUUCGCCGUCGACUUGGGCCUAUGGGUCGUCCCCUCGGCCUAUACGUUGAGACACGCCAGGGGAUACGGGCGCUCCGCUUUGAGGAACUGGGUGUUCCAGGUGUCCAAAGAUGGUCAGAACUGGAGCACGUUGUACACUCACGUGGACGACUGCAGCCUUAAUGAACCGGGGUCGACGGCCACGUGGCCUCUGGACCCAUCCAAAGACGAAAAGCAGGGCUGGAGACACAUCCGAAUCAAACAGAUGGGCAAGAACGCCAGCGCCCAGACGCACUACCUGUCCUUGUCGGGCCUAGAGCUUUACGGCACCGUCACCGCUGUGUGCGAGGACCAACUAGGCAAAGCUGUGAAAGAGGCCGAGGCCAACCUGCGUCGCCAGCGCCGCCUAUUUCGUUCUCAGGUGAUGAAGUACAUAGUGCCAGGGGCACGGGUGGUGCGCGGCAUCGACUGGAAAUGGCGCGACCAGGACGGGAACCCGGCCGGUGAGGGCACAGUCACAGGAGAGGCCCACAACGGCUGGAUUGAUGUAACCUGGGAUGCCGGCGGCUCAAACUCUUACCGUAUGGGCGCCGAAGGGAAGUUUGACCUCAAGCUUGCUCCAGGGUACGACCCUGAGUCGGCUGCCUCAGCGCCGUCACCCAAACCUGUCUCAUCCGCUGUUUCAGGCCCCGCCUUUGCCGCGCUGGGACCCUCCCCGACCCCGCCGGCCAGCGGAGGCGGCGCCGUGUCCACGCCGUCCUCCUGGAGCAGUCUGGUGAAAAAUAACUGUCCGGACAAGGGCGGGGCCUCAUCGCUAAGCGGGACUGGCUCGACUGGCCGCAAGGGCAGCAACAGCUCCGUGUGCAGCGCGGCGUCCUCCUCAGACAUCAGCCCAGGCUCCUCCCUCGGGCCGCCCACCGGGGGGCGAUCGGACAAGCGGGCCGAGGGCCUCCUUUCGGAGCGGGGCUGCGGGUCGGGUGGCGCCGCGGCAGGCGGGGCCGGAUCCGAGGGCCGGCGGCAGGAAGCCGCGGAGGCCAGAGCCCCCACGGAUGCCCCCUCGGACGCUUCUAAAGACUCGUCAGCCGACCCAGCGGCAGCGAUCUCCAUGGGACUGGUCAGCGUGAGCUCGCCCGACGUCAGCUCGGUCUCAGAGUCCCCCGGCAAGGACGCACCUUCUCAGCGGCCCCUGUGCUCGGCCGCCAAUGCCCGCCUCUCGGUCAGCUCGCUGCUGGCGGCCGGUGCGCCCAUGAGCUCCAGCGCCAGCGUACCCAACCUGUCGUCGCGCGAAGCCAGCCUCAUGGAGUCCUUCGUGCGCCGGGCGCCCAACAUGUCGCGCACCAACGCCACCAACAACAUGAAUCUGAGCCGCAGCAGCAGCGACAACAACACCAACACCCUGGGACGCGUCAUGAGCACUGCCACGUCCCCCCUCAUGGGCGCCCAGAGUUUCCCCAACCUCACCACCACCGGCACCACCUCCACCGUCACCAUGUCCACCUCCAUCGUCACCAGCAGCAACAACGUAGCCACGGCAACCACCGGCCUGUCAGUGGGGCAGAUGCUAAGCAACACUUUGACCGCCAGCCUCACGUCCACGUCCAGCGAGAGCGACACGGGCCAAGAGGCGGAGUUUUCGCUCUACGACUUCCUAGACAGCUGCCGCGCUAACACGCUACUGGCCGAGCUGGAAGACGAGGAAGACCUCCCGGAGCCCGAUGACGACGACGACGAGAACGAAGAUGAUAAUCAGGAGGACCAGGAGUACGAGGAAGUUCUGGUACAUAGAGCGUCGGCUAGCAAACGGAGAGUCUGUUAUCUAAUGAGAAGUAAGCGCUCUAAUGUUGGUGUCCCGCAGGAGGAGGAGGAGUACGAGACCAAAGGAGGUCGCAGGAGGACAUGGGAUGAUGACUUUGUCCUCAAGAGACAGUUUUCCGCUUUGGUUCCAGCCUUUGACCCCCGACCCGGAAGAACAAACGUGCAGCAGACCACUGACCUGGAGAUUCCACCGCCAGGAACUCCUCGCUCGGAAGUCCAAGAGGAAGUGGAAUGUGCGCCUUCCCCUCACCUGGCCCUCACUCUCAAGGUCGCAGGUCUUGGCACGACGCGGGAAGUGGAACUCCCUCUGUCCAACUACAAAUCCACCAUCUUCUUCUAUGUCCAACGGCUGCUGCAGCUCUCAUGCAAUGGUGCAAUCAAGACAGACAAGCUGAGACGCAUCUGGGAGCCCACGUACACGAUCAUGUACAGAGAGCUGAAGGACGUGGACAAGGAAAAGGAAAGCGACAAAUGGUAAGUAUUUGUGAGCCGGGCGUACAAAGCAAUGGCCAUAACGGCCCUUUCUUUUCAGGACUUCUGCGAACACGGCGUUGGCCGGAGUGGCAGUCUCAAUCCCGGCGUUUUGCCGACCCAACAGAGCAGCGACAUUUUGGGCUGUGGCAGGGAGGCGCCGCAGGCUAAAGCGGGUUGUGGUCAAAACGCAUGCGGCGUGGAGGAUGUGCUGCAGCUACUACGUAUUCUAUACAUCAUCGGCGGGGAUGCCGCCUACAACGCGCGCACGCUACAAGAAGACGCGGACGAGCCGCAAUUCAACGCCUCCCCGGAGGAGUUCACCAGCAAGAAGAUCACCACCAAGAUCCUGCAGCAGAUCGAGGAACCUCUGGCACUGGCCAGUGGCGCGCUGCCCGACUGGUGCGAGCAGCUCACCUCCAAGUGUCCUUUCCUCAUCCCUUUCGAGACCCGCCAGCUUUUCUUUACUUGCACCGCCUUCGGAGCCUCCAGAGCCAUAGUGUGGCUGCAAAACCGGCGCGAGGCCACCAUGGAGCGGUCGCGGGCGUCCGCCACGGUGCGAAGGGACGACCCCGGAGAUUUCCGGGUGGGUCGCCUCAAACACGAACGGGUCAAGGUGCCCAGAGGGGACGCCAUGAUGGAGUGGGCCGAGUCGGUCAUGCAGAUUCACGCUGACAGGAAGUCCGUGCUGGAGGUGGAGUUUCAGGGAGAAGAAGGAACAGGUCUGGGGCCCACAUUAGAGUUUUACGCUCUAGUGGCGGCGGAGUUCCAGAGAACCUCCCUGGGAAUUUGGUUGUGCGACGACGACUUUCCGGACGACGAGUCGAGACAGGUUGAUCUGGGUGGCGGCCUGAAGCCUCCGGGCUACUACGUGCAGCGUUCGUGCGGCCUCUUCCCGGCGCCAUUCCCGCAGGACAGUGAAGAGCUGGAGCGCAUCACCAAGCUCUUCCGUUUCCUGGGCGUUUUCCUGGCCAAGUGCAUCCAGGACAACAGGCUGGUGGACUUGCCUGUCUCGCAGCCCUUCUUCAAGUUGCUCUGCAUGGGCGACAUCAAGUCCAACAUGAGUAAGCUGCUCUACUCACCCCCGGGUGGGCCGGGCCUAGAGCCGGAACGCCCCAUGCUGCCACCGUUCGACGUGCGCUCCGAGGCGUCCACCGAGGACAGCCGAGAGACUUUCUCCGUGGGGAGCUUCGACGAAGACUCCAAGUCGGAGUUCAUCAUGGACCCACCUAAGCCGAAACCACCCGCCUGGUACCACGGCAUCCUCACCUGGGACGACUUUCAGCUGGUCAACCCUCACAGAGCCAGCUUCCUGAAGGAGGUCAAGGAACUAGCAGUUAAACGACGGCAAAUCCUGAGCAGUAAAAUUUUGUCUGAGGAUGAGAAGAACACGCGGCUUCAAGAGCUGACGCUCCGAAACCCGAUGGGCUCGGGACCUCCGCUCGCAAUCGAAGACCUCGGGUUGAACUUUCAGUUCUGCCCAUCGUCCAAAGUUCACGGCUUCUCCGCUGUAGACCUCAAACCCAACGGAGACGACGAGAUGGUGAGCGUGGAGAACGCCGAGGACUACGUGGAGCUGAUGUUUGACUUCUGCAUGCACACGGGAAUUCAGAAACAAAUGGAGGCCUUCAGAGAGGGUUUCAACGGUGUCUUCCCGAUGGAGAAGUUGAGUUCGUUCAGCCACAAAGAAGUUCAGAUGAUCUUGUGCGGCAACCAAUCGCCUUCUUGGACCUCCGACGACAUCAUCAACUACACUGAGCCAAAGCUGGGCUACACUAGAGACAGCGCGGGCUUCCUGCGUUUUGCACGCGUCCUAUGCGGCAUGUCGUCGGACGAGAGGAAGGCCUUCCUGCAGUUCACCACAGGUUGCUCCACGCUGCCCCCCGGAGGCCUGGCCAACCUGCACCCCCGACUCACCAUCGUUAGAAAGGUGGACGCGACGGACUCCAGCUACCCGUCGGUCAACACAUGUGUCCACUAUCUGAAGCUUCCCGAAUAUUCCUCCGAGGACAUUAUGAGGGAGCGUCUGCUGGCCGCCACCAUGGAGAAAGGCUUCCACCUCAACUGA
Messenger RNA from Nerophis lumbriciformis (worm pipefish), 7743 nucleotides. The record is from RefSeq and is a predicted model, not a curated record. NCBI's taxonomy places the organism in Eukaryota, Metazoa, Chordata, Actinopteri, Syngnathiformes, Syngnathidae.